CCCAAUGUUCCAACUUCUCUCUGCUACUGGCAUGAAAUAAAGUCUCCAGGGGGGCGCUCUUUGCUGCUCUGGGGAGAUGAAAAGGGAGGGAUCCAUCUGUUGUGGUUCCUCCAACUCCAAAAUGGACUGUUUGAGAGCCCCUUCACUGAGGACAAUGUCCCUCAGAGGAUUUACAUGCAGGAUAUUGGUGACCACAGCCGCCUAGUCUCCUACCAACAUAUCCCCACAGUCCACCAGGAACCAAUCAACAGGAUCAUUUUCGAGCCCCACACUGACCUCAUCAUGACAUCAUCAGGAAGCGACGCCUCCUCGGUAGUCAUCAUGCAUGUGUCACUCAGGAGAAAACCCUAUGUUUGGAGAAUCAAUAAGGGUGUGACGUGCUUUGAUUUCAGCAGGUCUCUCAACCUAUUGGUGACGGGUGGUCUGGACCCUGCGGUCAAACUGUGGAACUGCUUCAUGACCGCUCGGCCAGUCGCGGUCCUACACGGUCACGGCACCACAGUACUGGAUGUGGUCAUCUACCAACCACUGGGACAGGUCCUCAGCUAUUCCAAAGAUGCUGAGCUGAGGGUGUGGGACAUCUCCUCCAAUCACUGUCUGAGGACCGUCCACCUGCAGUUCCCCUGUCUGCAGCCAGGGCGCGCCCCAGAGCAUGGCAACUUCCCUUUGCUGUUGGUGGCCCCGCCCUUCCUGUCGCAGACUCUGCCCCAUAUCCUGGUGUCCUGUCGAGACUACCUGGCCAGGCUGAGGCUGGAGAAAGGGGGGAGGGGGGAGGAGCAGGGAGGAGGGGGAAGACAAUGCCAUGGUGCCCCCCUCUCCUGUGCUCUCUACAACCCCACACUGAAACAGGUCAUCGCCGGAUGUGAUGACUCGUCUGUAUCAGUGUGGGACUUAGAAACAGGGAGGCUGCGUCUGAAGAUCACCAGUGCUCAUGGAGAGGAGGAGAUUACCUGCAUGGCGCUAGACUCCUCCCACAGACGACUCAUCACAGGCGCACGCAACGGAACCAUCAAGGUGUGGAACCUACUGAAUGGCCUCAACCUACACAAGCUAGAGCCUGUCACCCUCUCAGAUGUCACAGGGGUCAUCUGUCUCCAUGACAACCAGUUGCUGGCCGUGGGGUGGAGCCAGCAGGUCACUCAGUAUGACAUCAAAGGGGCUAAGGAUGUGUUUGUGAGGGCAGACAUGUCGUGGAAGUCAGGUCAGCAACACAGAGCUGACAUCCUGGUGGUUGACCACUGCCCUGCCCUGGGGGUCAUUGCAACGGGCAGCCAUGAUGGAGAGGUCAUCGUCUGGACUUUGGACACACAGAGACCCCUGGUUCGCCUGCGGAGGGCCACUCACUCACUGACAACACCGCCUGUGGACGCGUUGCUGUUCCUGCAGCGGAGGGGUGGGGACAAACACUGGAGGAACACACCUAUCCUCCUCUCCUCACAGGCUGGAGGGAUCUACUGGUGGAGCAUCACUGGACACACACACACCCAUGGUCAGUUCUAUGCCCCUGUUGGAGAGAAUGAGUGUGUGUUGGGGCUGACUUCAGACCAGGAGAACAACAUCCUGGUCACUGGAGACACAGCAGGGUGUGUUCAGGUCUGGGACAUCUCUCAGUACGCGCUAUGCAUCACACAGGAGCCCUCCUCAAGCCACCCUCCUCUCCUGCAGUCCUGGAGGGCCCAUGAGGGGGCGAUAGUGAGUGUAGAAGUGCUGGUGUACACAGAGAGACUCUUCUUCCUCUCUGGCUCUGUGGAUGGGACCAGUAGAGUGUGGACAGGGGAGGGAGGGCAUGUAGGUUUCUUUGGACAGGAACCACAGUGGAGCCUCGCUGACCCAGCCCCUCACCACACCUCCAGAGACCAGGUAAACAACCUGGCUGAGGAGGAGAAGGAAGAAAGGGAGAAGAAGAUUGAGAGUGAAAGUGACCCAUCACAGAGCAGCGAGGUCACAGGUCAAACAUCUGACCUUUUCAGCGGGGGUCCGGGUUCACCGGAGGAAUGGAUUUAUGAAGGGCCUGUAGAGGAAGCCCCAACACCAAAGAACCAGACAGGGCCUGUCGGCACAGAGGAGAGCCCUGCUCCAUGUCACACUCAACACGUCAGGGUGUCUCAGUGUCACCAGCUGUAUGGGGACAUCCAGAGGAAGAUGGCAGUUAGGAGAGAGAGGAGGCAGGUAUUUGGUGACAUCAACGUCAAUAAGCUCUUCCCCAUCGGGGGCUUGUGCACGCCCUUCCAGGCCCUGGCCGUGCAGGACUGUCAGCAGGUGUUCCUGCCGGAGGAUUUACCCAUGAGCCCUUGGAUGCAGCGUCAGACUCUGAGUUGUGUGAGUGAAGCGGGGCUUAGCUCCCUACAGCUGUCAAUCAACAGCUCAGAGCAAGAACAGGAAGCCACCUGACCAGCCUCUCCCUUCUACUAUUCUCCUCCUCCUUUCCUUCUCCUUCUCUUCCUCCUCCUCUUCCUCCUUCUCCUUCACCUCCUUCUCCUCUUCCUCUCCUCCUCCUCCACUUCCUUCUCCUCUCCUCUUCCUCUCCACCUCUCCUCCUCUUCUCCUAUCAGAUUAUAGUGUAAUAAUAUGUCAUAUGUAACAUGCAUGAUAUUAUAUACCUCACAAUCGACUCAUAAUAAUAAUAAAUAAUAAAACCAAAUAAUUAGCCCAUGAAAUUAAUUAGCAGCAUGUCUCAAUUUCCUCUGACAAAAUAACACUGCUGAACUCAGCUCAGACAAACAGUAGACCGAUGUAGCAUCCACAGUUACAACCAAUAGGAGGCACUAACAGACCAAUUUCCAGAGACAUUAUAGGUGGUACUAGACCAAUAUAUGGAGACAUUAUACACUACCAGCUAAAAGUUUUAGAACACCUACUCAUUCAAGAGUUUCUCCUUAUUUUACUAUUUUCUACAUUGCAGAAUAAUAGUGAAGACAUCAAAACAAUUAA
This is a messenger RNA of Oncorhynchus tshawytscha (Chinook salmon), 2931 nucleotides long. RefSeq names its product WD repeat-containing protein 49-like. Gene Ontology annotation, molecular function: protein binding. NCBI's taxonomy places the organism in Eukaryota, Metazoa, Chordata, Actinopteri, Salmoniformes, Salmonidae. The coding region runs from base 175 to 2391 and encodes 738 amino acids. The record is from RefSeq and is a predicted model, not a curated record. The transcript has 15 exons.